GGAUCCGAGUCACGGAAUGAAUCAAGACUUGGAUGCUUCUGAACUGAAGCAGCCAUUGAGUUUACAGCACGCGUAAACAUGAUCAGAUAAAGUGGCAUUCUUGCCGGAUGGGACAAAAUCAGCUUCUGACAUCCUCCUGACCCAGCAGAUGUUUUAUAAAAAUGCUCAUUGAAUGUCAGCUCGCCCCGAGAACUACUCACGCUCUUCGCUGCAGCUGCUCCGAGCAUUUCGUUCUAACGGUUGCCGGGCAGAAUGUCGAUGUCGAUGCUAUCACUCCCCCUCCUCCUCCUCCUCCUCCUCUCAAUUCCCCUAAUCUUCGACAUAAUCGUAACAAUUCUCUCGAACCCUUCUUCGGGUUUCUACAAAAUCUCAUAUCCAGAAGCACGACAGAUCGGUAUUCUUCCACACUUACGAAGGUUUUUUUUUUCACGGCUACAGAAAAUUUUGGGAUUGAUGAUUUUUUGCCGGAUGGAGUCUGAGACGAAUUGGGAGGGAUGCUUAGGUUGGAAACAUGUUGGGUGGGUUCCGUUCAGGUUGAUUGGGAGGAUGGGGAUUUCACUUGAGCAUUUUGUUUGGGAACUUGAUUUGGAACGAUAUGAAGGUUGUUCGUUGAAAAUACGCGAGGUUCAUUCAAAAUGCUCUAUGGGCUCCAUGCCUCGCGAGCUGAUUUCUGGGACCAAUCUUUCGACUCAUUCUUGAGUUUGGAAUGCGCAUCACUCUUCUCUUACAACAGAGCUGCGCCGAACAUCAUGCUGAUGAACAUGGCGAGACACCCAACAAAUGGAGCAAUGUCAGUGCGCGCCAAUUGCACAGCAUUUGCAGCACUGGAAGCAGUACCACUACUAGUAGACGACGCGCCGCCACCGUAGGUAGUGCUGACAGCACCAGCAUUGGCAGAUGCAGUCGUCGAAGAACCGCCACCGGCGUUUUGUGAUCCGUCACCGCUGAGACCUGGGCCAUCACCAGCGCCGUUCUUCAUGUACUUCUCAGCACCGGUUGGCAUUGCAGGGAGAGCGGAGCCUGUGAAAGGCUUGGUGUCCCACUUGUCGCUCUGCUCCGGGCAGUCUUGGACUUUGCCAUCGGUCGAGUAUCCACCUCCGUUGCUAGGGUCUGACACCUCCGCCAGCGCGGACUGCAGGUACGAAAAUUGCUUGCCGACAGGGGUGACAUCGUUCCCGGAAAUGGUGACGAUUCCGUAGCCGUUACCCUCAGCUGAGUACUCGUAGACCAGGCCACC
Pseudocercospora fijiensis CIRAD86 is the source of this 1237-nucleotide messenger RNA. RefSeq lists its product as uncharacterized. Lineage: Eukaryota; Fungi; Ascomycota; Dothideomycetes; Mycosphaerellales; Mycosphaerellaceae. Bases 253 to 699 code for a protein of 148 amino acids. The record is from RefSeq and is a predicted model, not a curated record. The transcript has 6 exons.